Fragaria vesca subsp. vesca is the source of this 1695-nucleotide messenger RNA. RefSeq names its product cytochrome P450 77A3-like. The transcript has a single exon. NCBI's taxonomy places the organism in Eukaryota, Viridiplantae, Streptophyta, Magnoliopsida, Rosales, Rosaceae. The record is from RefSeq and is a predicted model, not a curated record. Gene Ontology annotation, cellular component: membrane. Gene Ontology annotation, molecular function: oxidoreductase activity, acting on paired donors, with incorporation or reduction of molecular oxygen, NAD(P)H as one donor, and incorporation of one atom of oxygen; iron ion binding; heme binding. The coding region runs from base 24 to 1628 and encodes 534 amino acids.
UUAUUAAUCUCACCUGUAAUUUCAUGCUUUACCCGUUUUAUAUACCCUCCCACUACCUCACUACUUCAUCCAUUCCAUCUCCAAUGGCUUCUCUGUCCUUUUCCCCUGCUUCACUUUCUUCUUACUACCACCUCUUCUUCACUCUCUUAGCUUUCCUAAUCUCCGGCCUCAUUAUCCUGCUCACCCAGAAAACCAAAUCCAAACAACCCCACCUCCCUCCCGGACCACCAGGAUGGCCUAUUGUCGGCAACCUCUUCCAAGUCGCUCGCUCCGGCAAGCCCUUCUUCGUCUACGUAGACGAGCUCAGACACAAAUAUGGUCCAAUAUUCACUCUCAAGAUGGGCACCAGGACCAUGAUCAUUCUCAGCGACGCCAAGCUAGUCCACGAAGCCCUCAUCGAAAAGGGUGCGGUCUAUGCCACCAGACCUAGAGAGAAUCCCACUCGGACAAUCUUCAGCUGCAACAAGUUCACCGUCAACGCUUCCAUUUACGGCUCGGUGUGGCGGUCCUUGAGGCGGAACAUGGUCCAGAACAUGCUCAGCUCAACCAGGCUCAAAGAGUUCCGAAGCGUCCGAGAUCAUGCAAUGGACAAACUCGUCGAGAGGAUCAACAUGGAGGCCAAGGCCAACGACGGCGUCGUUUCCGUGCUCAAAAACUCCCGCUUCGCAGUGUUCUGUAUUCUCUUGGCAAUGUGCUUCGGGAUCGAAAUGGACGAAGAGACGGUGGAGAAAAUGGAUCAGGUAAUGAAGUCGGUUCUCAUUGUGUUGGAUCCCAGAAUCGAUGACUACCUUCCUGUUCUGAGUCCCUUCUUCUCCAAGCAAAGAAAGAGAGCUCUGGAAGUGAGAAAGGAGCAGGUGGAUUACAUAGUCCCCUUCAUCGAACGGCGUCGUCGGGCGAUCCAAAACCCAGGAUCAGAUCGAGAAGCCACAUCGUUCUCGUACCUCGACACGCUCUUCGACUUGAAAGUAGAAGGACGCAAAUCAUCUCCUUCGAACGAGGAACUGGUCACACUUUGCUCGGAAUUUAUCAACGGUGGGACCGACACGACGGCGACGGCUCUGGAGUGGGGAAUCGCACAGCUCAUAGUGAACCCUCAAAUACAAGAGAAGCUGUACGCGGAGGUUAAAGCGACGGUCGGUGACAGAAAGGUGGACGAAAAGGACGUGGAGAAAAUGCCCUAUUUGCAAGCAGUGGUGAAGGAGCUUUUACGAAAACACCCUCCGACCUAUUUUUCACUAACCCAUGCAGUGACCGAGCCAACUACAUUGGCGGGUUACGACAUUCCCACUAAUGCAAAUGUCGAGAUCUACUUGCCCGGGAUUUCGGAGGAUCACAAAUUGUGGUCUGAUCCCGAGAAGUUUGAUCCCGAUCGGUUUAUUUCUGGUCGGGAAGAUGCGGACAUCACGGGUGUGACCGGUGUUAGAAUGAUGCCGUUCGGGGUCGGGAGGAGGAUUUGCCCUGGUUUGGCCAUGGCCACGGUGCAUGUUCAUCUCAUGUUGGCUAGAAUGGUGCAAGAGUUUGAGUGGAGUGCGUACCCGGAUGGAAGUAAGUUGGAUUUUACAGGCAAGUUGGAAUUUACGGUGGUGAUGAAGAAUACGCUUAGAGCUAAGAUCAAGGCCAGGGUUUAGUUAGGUCAAAAAUAUAGCUAAUCAAAUUUAAAUAUCCUGUGGUAAAUCGAAUUUGUGAUUUUGUGGA